CGGCUCCUACCCUGCAUCGCAAUCAACUACACGUGCUCUCGUUUGCAUUUCCCGCUUCUUUCACUCUCCCUCCACCAGACCACACCGCUCCCACAUGACCUGCCUGCAACGCGUCCGGUAACACAGAAAGUGCCGGGGAGCUGGCGGAGAACAACUUCCGUCAAUAUGGCUGCUCGAAGCAGGCCCCGCGGCCAACUCAAGGAGGAGUUCGAUGAGGAGCGGGUGAUUUGGAACUCGAUCAAAUCCGAUGGCCGAAGGGUUGACCAGCUCAUGAAAGAAUCAGAUCUUCUCCAGGAAAAAAUCCUUGCUCUCCAAGCAGAGCAGGCCGCUCGUACAGACCGUGGAGAGGAACGCUCAGCCCGUAUUGACGAUGAUUUGGAGGACCUCUUACGAGACAACAUCCGCAAGGUGGAAGAGGUCCAAGCUCUCCUCCAGCCUAUCGAAGGUGGUAAUGACGUUCAUACACAAAUGACUCUCCUUGCUGCCUUGCGCAAUUCUGAAGAAGCUCAGCCAUCUGCUUCACGAUCUACUAGCGUUGGGCAUGGGAAGUCUGGGCGCGACCGCCAGGGCAAGCGAAAGCUGACCGAUAGCAUCGAUGACCGCGACAGUCUGACUGCAGAUAGCCCCGGAGGUCCUAGCCCCAAAGUUAUCAUCAGCAGCCAGAAAGACCGACUGGUUGCCAAGUCUGGUGGCAGCAGGGCAGGGUCAGUCCCCAUUGCGAGAGAGGGCAGCGUCAAGAUGGAAGACGACAAGGAUGACUCGGGUAAGGAAGUUCGACCGCGCCUUACCCCACAGACUGAGGUGCUCUACCGCAAUAACGCCAAAAACCGAUCCUCCUCGUCGUCCAUGUCGUUUGAGGGUGAAGGUAUCCUCUGUCGCGUGACGUCAGUCAUCGGCGAAGGCAAGCAGCGUCGAUAUGAAAUUAUAGAUGCCGAUCCAGAUCCCCCAACCCCAUCCGCACCAUAUCGCGCCUCGGUCAAUCAUCUAAUUCCAAUUCCACCCCAGUCCUCUAACGCCACACUGCCCGACCUUCCCAAGGGCAAGAAUGUACUCGCCCUUUACCCAGGCACAACCACCUUUUAUAAAGCGGAAGUUGUAGCUACAUGGAGACAAUCUGAUGGUAAAGUGAAGAAGGAAGAUGGUGGGAGGGAGGGAGAUACGGUUGAGAACCUGGUGAGGCUCAGGUUUGAGGGUGAGGACGAAGCGGAUCGUGAGAUGAGCGUCGAGAGGCGAUAUGUAUUGCCAGAUCGAUGAGCAUCUGUACAAGAGUGCCGUUUAUAUACCAGACUCGCGCUAGCUACUCUGUAAUUGGAUAAUAUGCAAUGGAGAUUGGAUAUGUUGAUUU
Messenger RNA from Bipolaris maydis ATCC 48331, 1345 nucleotides. RefSeq names its product SGF29 tudor-like domain-containing protein. NCBI's taxonomy places the organism in Eukaryota, Fungi, Ascomycota, Dothideomycetes, Pleosporales, Pleosporaceae. Gene Ontology annotation, cellular component: SAGA complex. The record is from RefSeq and is a predicted model, not a curated record.